CGAGCUGUUGUCGCAACGUUUGCUUCGAGGCCAUCGCCCCUUCACGGUGUUCGUUGUGGAAUCUCUGUUGACUAGCCAGCUUCUUUUGUUCCCAUUGGGUCAUUUUCGGUAGCUUUAUCUGCUGUCAAGAUGUCGGACUACGGUGACCACGACAAUGACGAGUAUGACUAUGAGAACCCGGCGGAGUUUGACGAGAACGAGCCCGAAGACUUCCUCAACCCGGAAGACCUCGAGAAUAAUGAGGGAGGAGCCGGUGACUUUGGCGAGGACUCGUACCAUCCUCAGGUGAACGGCGAACGGGUGGUUGUCUCUGGCGAUCCCAAUGCAGGGUACCAGGGCGGAAAGGCCAUGGAGCUGUCGCGGGAGAAGAAGGUGCCGAACGACCAACGGACGACGACUCCCUACAUGACCAAGUACGAGAGAGCGCGCGUUCUCGGCACCCGCGCCUUGCAGAUCAGCAUGAACGCGCCAGUGCUGGUGGAUCUGGAGGGUGAGACCGACCCGUUGCAGAUCGCGAUGAAGGAGUUGAACCAGAAGAAGAUCCCGCUCAUUGUGAGACGUUAUCUGCCCGAUGGAUGGUAUGAAGACUGGACCUGCGAAGAACUGCUGUAGAAUACCUCUUCCUAGCUGGCCUGUCCUUUUUUGUUUUUCACUUCUCCCUUCGAUGUACUUGGUCUCUUAUUAUUUACUUUUGUCUUUCAUGCAUAGCGUUUGGUGUUGGGAGUAUGACAAUAACAGCAAAAUACCAAGACAAAAAGAAAUCAAUUAGAUACAGUUCAAUACAGA
Messenger RNA from Penicilliopsis zonata CBS 506.65, 786 nucleotides. RefSeq lists its product as hypothetical. NCBI's taxonomy places the organism in Eukaryota, Fungi, Ascomycota, Eurotiomycetes, Eurotiales, Aspergillaceae. The coding region runs from base 130 to 612 and encodes 160 amino acids. Gene Ontology annotation, molecular function: DNA binding; DNA-directed RNA polymerase activity. Gene Ontology annotation, cellular component: RNA polymerase I complex; RNA polymerase III complex; RNA polymerase II, core complex. The transcript has 4 exons. Gene Ontology annotation, biological process: DNA-templated transcription. The record is from RefSeq and is a predicted model, not a curated record.